AACUUCCUAUUUUUUUUUGCAUUCCUUCUUUGUCUUAGUCGACGUUUUGUUUUUGUUGGUGGUUUCUAUCUGGCCAGUUGUUUUAUUCUCUUCCCCACCCCACUCCCGGAGUUUUUACUUUUUCUACCUGACAAGGUUCCAGUUUACCAAGAUUGGCAGCUCCGGAGUUAAGAUGUCCAACCGAACAGUGUGCAGAGAAGCAAGUCACGCUGGCAGUUGGUACGCCGCCUCAGGCUCCCAGCUAAAUACACAACUAGAAGGUUGGUUGUCUCAAGCACAAUCCACGAUCAGCCCCGCUAGAGCCAUCAUAGCACCGCACGCUGGAUAUUCCUACUGUGGCGCUUGUGCUGCACACGCCUACAAACAAAUAGACCCUUCUGUCACUCGCAGGGUGUUCAUCCUGGGCCCGUCUCACCAUGUUCCUCUGUCCCGCUGUGCCCUGUCCUCUGCUGAGGUUUAUAAAACACCUCUCUACGAUCUCAGGAUUGACCAGAAUGUCUAUGCUGACCUCUGGAAGACUGGGAUGUUUGAGAGGAUGAGUCUUCAGACAGACGAGGAGGAGCACAGCAUUGAAAUGCAUCUGCCUUACACUGCUAAAGCCAUGGAGAGUCAUAAAGAUGAGCUCAGCAUUGUCCCGGUGCUGGUUGGAGCCCUCAGUGAGUCUAAAGAACAGGAUUAUGGGAAACUGCUCAGCAGGUAUCUGGCUGAUCCCUCCAACUUGUUCAUCAUCUCCUCUGACUUCUGCCACUGGGGCCAACGGUUCCGCUACACGUACUAUGACGAGGCUCAAGGAGAGAUUCACAGAUCCAUUGAACACCUUGAUAAAAUGGGUAUGGGCAUUAUAGAAACACUGGACCCCAUGUCCUUCACCAACUACUUGAAGAAAUACCACAACACCAUCUGUGGCCGUCAUCCUAUUGGAGUGCUGCUAAACGCCGUGUCUGAGCUGAGGAAGAGUGGAACAGAGAUGAACUUCUCCUUCCUGGACUAUGCCCAGUCUUCCCAGUGCAGGAACUGGCAGGACAGCUCUGUUAGCUACGCAGCCGGGGCCCUCAUUGUACAUUGAUGUGGUCCCAAAUGGCACCCUAUUACCUAUAUAGUGCACUUCUUUUGACCAGGGCUCAUGGUAGCCUUGUCCGAGCCGGAAUGGCCCGUAGGUCAGGAGCCCAUCUCCUGUUUCUGUAGCGGCGAGGCAGCUUGAUAGACAAGUACAAACCCUGGACAGGACGCUAGUCUAUCGCAGGGUCCAUAGGACUCUGGUCAAAAGUAGUGCACUAUAUAGGGAAUAGGGUGCCACUGCAGCUCUAAACCACCCAAACUUCUAUCGCCAUAACGAUGAUCUGGACUAGCCAAUGAGGAGAGAUAUUAUAUUCACAGCACCCCCUACCUGCCUCCCCCUCUCCGCAGUUGUGAGUCGGAGAGUUUCUCUUUGUCUUAAAACGUUUGCUUGAAGUGCAGUUGCAGUUUUUGAGAUUGAAGGGAAGGAGUGUUAUUUUGGCAUGGAGCAGGGAUGGUUGGGGGGGUAAGGGGAGGCG
Molecule: messenger RNA, 1535 nt
Organism: Oncorhynchus nerka (sockeye salmon)
Lineage: Eukaryota; Metazoa; Chordata; Actinopteri; Salmoniformes; Salmonidae
Gene: memo1
Product: mediator of cell motility 1
Exons: 9
Coding region: 173-1066 (297 amino acids)
Source: RefSeq, a predicted model, not a curated record